Messenger RNA from Clunio marinus, 357 nucleotides. NCBI's taxonomy places the organism in Eukaryota, Metazoa, Arthropoda, Insecta, Diptera, Chironomidae. The record is from the annotation of a GenBank genome assembly.
AUGAUAUUAAUUUUGAUGCUGUGGCAAGUUUUUAAAACAUUAUCACAAAAAAAUGACGAACGAGAAUACGUAGCUACCUUUUCAUUGAAUGUGAAGGUUGAAGCAGAAGGUUCAUUCAAUCAGGAUGGAAAUGUUUUACCUGCGACGCAUUUAUUGUGGAGAAUCUCUCUUAGAAAAAAGUGUCAUUGCACGAUGGCAUUUGAUCAAGAAGUAAAUGCGAAACACAACAAUUCUAGCGUUUCUUGUUAUCAGAAUUUUGUACCUUGCGAUGAAAAUAUACAUAAUUUACAAGAAAUAACAAGGAAAAGCAAAACGAUUUAUCUAAAUCAAUCGAUUGAAAACAGAAAAGGAUCUUGA